AUGAGGAAGAUGCUAAAGAUUUGCUGUUCUCUCCUCCUCUUAAGUUUGCUCAGUGAACAACAGAGUGCCAAUCCUGGACUCAAAGUGAGGAUCACCCAGAAGGGGCUGGAGUAUGCCAAGGAGGCUGGGCUGGAAAUCCUGCAGCAGAAUAUGGAGAAGGAGCAUUUCCCUGAUUUGACUGGCCAUGAGAAAUUUGGGCUUGGUAAUGUCAAAUACAACAUCUCAAGGAUACAUGUUACUGUUGUUGAAUUACCCAGUGCUUCUAUCUCCCUCCUACCAGGGUCUGGGAUAAAACUGGUGAUUGGAAAUGCUUUUCUAAACAUGAAUAAGAACUGGGACAUAAGGACCUGGAUGUUCAAAGACAGUGGAAGAGGCACAGUGCACAUCUCAAAGGUGUUUGUUACUGCAAUCUUUUCAACAGCCCUGGAUAAUGCAGCCCCUACCUCAAUAGCCCUCACCAGCUGCCAGACAACUUCUGGUGACGUAGAUACCAAGCUGAAUGGGAAAAUGGGUAACUUCCUGCAUAACUUCUUUAUCAAGUAUCUGAAGAAACCCAUUCACAGGAGCUUGGUCACUAAUUCAUGUCCCAACAUCAGAGCUGGGAUCCAGAUGAUAGAUGGGGACCUCUGAUCACUGAAUGCUGAUUUGGCUGAAGUAGACUACUCCUUAAGUGGCUUGCCAGCAGUAUUCCAGCCAUUCAUUGACCUGGACUUAAAGGGAAUAGUCUUCCCUGCUGGAAACUAUACUGACUCUCCCUACGUGGCAGCUUCCUUCACAAUCCCAGACCAAAGUGACUCCAUGCUGUACCUUGCCUUCUCUGAGUAUUUCUUUCAGACCUCCUCAUUUGCUUACUACACCACAGGGGCUGUCAACAGGACCAUUGCAGAGGAAACUUGCAACUAUUUUAAUAUAAACACAGAGAUAUUUAGCAGUAUCAUCCCUGAGGUAGCUAAAUAUUCAGUUGCACCCUAGCCAGUGAUGUUGAAGCUAAAGUCUACUGAAAUCCCUAUCAACAGCUUACAGCAGGAUUCCUUCAUGGUAAAGAUUCAGGGCUCUGUGAAGGUGUUGGUCAUUCUGCCAGACUCAAACACCCAGUCUCUGUUCACACUGAACAUACUAACCAACACCAGCAUUUCUCUGAAUAUAUUUGAUCAGAAAUUAAUGGGCUCGUUAUGUUUGAACAGGAUCCAAUUCUCCCUAGCCCACUCCAAUGUUGGCUCUUUUGAGGUCUUGCUUCUGGAGAACAUCCUAUCUUACAUUUUACAGACUGAAGUAAUUCCAUCAGCUAACGCUAAACUGUCAAAAGGAUUCCCUCUUCCCAAUCUGGCCAAUGUUACCUUGACAAGACCUCACAUUACAAUUGUACAGGGAUAUGUGUUGAUUUUGACUGAUCUCCACUGCAAACACUAA
Molecule: messenger RNA, 1410 nt
Organism: Vidua chalybeata
Lineage: Eukaryota; Metazoa; Chordata; Aves; Passeriformes; Viduidae
Product: BPI fold-containing family C protein-like
Molecular function (GO): lipid binding
Source: RefSeq, a predicted model, not a curated record